Saxophila tyrrhenica is the source of this 783-nucleotide messenger RNA. RefSeq lists its product as uncharacterized. Gene Ontology annotation, molecular function: chromatin DNA binding; protein heterodimerization activity. Lineage: Eukaryota; Fungi; Ascomycota; Dothideomycetes; Mycosphaerellales; Extremaceae. Gene Ontology annotation, cellular component: CHRAC; epsilon DNA polymerase complex. The record is from RefSeq and is a predicted model, not a curated record. The transcript has 4 exons. Bases 1 to 783 code for a protein of 260 amino acids. Gene Ontology annotation, biological process: DNA damage response; heterochromatin formation; leading strand elongation.
AUGCCACCCCGAAAGAGCAACGUCUCCGUGGUCUCGAACGGUGCGGAGGAAGGGGGCGAUGGAACACCAGCAAAGGCACCAAAGGAUGGCAUGAGUGUUGAGGACCUCAGUCUGCCCAAGUCCAUGAUCGCACGCCUGGCCAAAGGAGUUCUACCUGCCAACACACAGAUACAGAAGGACGCAUUACUGGCACUACACAAGAGUGCCACCGUCUUCGUCAGCUAUAUCGCUUCAAAUUCGAACGAGUUCGCAGCAAAUGCCGGCAAGAAGACAAUCAUGCCGCAGGAUGUGCUAGCUGCCAUGAAGGACUGUGAGUUCGAAUCCUUCAAACCAAGACUGGAAGCCGAGUUGCAGAGGUACACCGAGAUGCAGUGCGACAAACGUAACACGUAUCGGCGGAAGGUCAAGGAGGAGAAAGCCGCGGCUGCCCCUAAGGAUGAUGGCGACACUACCAUUGAGGGCGAGGCUACGGCGGGAGCAAAUGGUGCUACUACCAAUGGCCAUGCCAAUGGGGAGGAAGUGGACAGGCCUACCAAGAAGUUGAAGGGGGACGAUGGUGCUGCGGUGGCGCCUGACGCGGACAGCAUGGAUGACGAGGAUGAUGACGGGCAGGAGGACCAGCAAGAAGACGGUGACGAUCAGCCUGACGAUGAAGAAGACGACGCUGAAGAGGAUGAGGAUGAUGACGAUGACGACAAUCCCUCGCCGGAAGACGAAGUGGACGAAUCUCGCGCGAUGCAGGUCGACGAGGCGCUGGACGAUCCGGGCAGCGAGAGCGACUGA